Macroventuria anomochaeta is the source of this 2190-nucleotide messenger RNA. RefSeq lists its product as uncharacterized. The transcript has a single exon. NCBI's taxonomy places the organism in Eukaryota, Fungi, Ascomycota, Dothideomycetes, Pleosporales, Didymellaceae. The coding region runs from base 464 to 1720 and encodes 418 amino acids. The record is from RefSeq and is a predicted model, not a curated record.
GAGACUAUAUGUAGUCAGUAAUGAUCAAUAGGGCUGGCAACUUUCAGUUCCAGUGAAACAACUAUAUUGACAAGUACAUCGAUGAUCUGUCAUAAGAUAGCGCCCACAUAAGAACAUGUGUGUAGGGCUGCGGAGUGAACCUGCUUGCACGCAAGGGGUGCACCAGAGUCCCCGCCCAAAUUAAAAUAAGCGUCCUGUACAAAGUUGGGGUCCGAAAGCCAUGACAGGUAUUUAGCUAUGCCUUUGUACUAAUCGAAGGGAUAGCAGUGCUGAGCCAUCCCAUAGGCUCGACGACUUUCUUUGUUGUUUCGGGAUCUGACAACGCUCUAGCCAGCCCCAACAUGUGCAACUCUGCAAACAUCGCUAUAGCGACCAGACAAAGAACCAUGGCCCAAAUACCGCGCAAGCGCUGUUGGACUGCCUCCCGCGCACCUACGAUUGAGUACAGAUUCGUGUCGUCAAGAUGCAAACCACGGGCGAGGAUUACUACGACAUCCCCGAUGAUGAACUACCAUCAGCGAACUUCGCGGCCCGUCCCACGAGAGAGAUUAGCGAACUCGGUUUACUCGUCAUUGAUGGACUGUGGACCUUCACGAGCUUUGCUUCGUCUUCAUUUGAGAAUACCGACGGCGAAGACGAUACUGACGACGGCCCGACUCCCACAACUCUUACCCCAGAAACACCCUUAAUGCCUCAACCGGAGAUGCCGCGCACACUGCCUGAUACGCCGGCCAUCACAGUGACAUCGCUCUCGCGCAGACAGUCGCUACGGCAAGGAAUAAGGAGUGUGGGCGAUGUCGUAGCAAUCGUGCGAAGACCCAGUAUGCGGCAAAAAGCUAACACAGCACUGCCUAGUGCGUUCAACUCCACGGAGUAUGCACCGCAAGAUGCAGCGAGAGGGAGGCACUUAAGACAUCUAUCAUCUAAGAACGAUUCAAAAGCUAGGAAAGUGUUAGGCAUAGACGAAAGGCUAUUAGAAAAAGAGGUAGUGAAACCUAUGUAUUCAACUGAUGAAUGUGAAGAAGAGGAGAAAGGGACGGAGUUAUUGCAAGCAAAUGCAUCCUUCUCUCGCAAAUCAAGAGUGAGGGAGACACUGGAGAGGAAGCAGCUGGCAAGGCUGAGAAUGGACUUUGUGGAAUCAGAGCCUGACAAAUCCGUCGACUCACCUCAAUCGAUGCUAGGCACGCCAGUAGAGCUGUACGCUACACCUGAGCGCCAGCCUGGGCGAUUCAGGCCAACCAGUGCAAUCUAUGGCAGGCGAGGGACCUCAACACCAGUUUCACCAAAGACGCCCUCGCGCUUCCAGAGACCACAGCCACGAUCAGACGGCAGGUUUGCCGGCGACGAGGACCUCGAGGACCUGUAUCAGACAAGGAUCUACGUGCCUGGUCCGAUCCAUCUCGAAAAGCACCCAGCCUUGCUUCGAAAGGAUUCCGUUGCUACUUUGGACCCGUUCGCCAGCGAAACAGAUUCGAUAGUCGUGUACUUCGACGGCAUUGGUCUGAUCGAAGAAGCCACAGAUGAAUGCUUGGACCGGUAUUGGCUGAACGGGCAGCAACAGGCGCUACAAGAAACGGAUUUGGAUGUGAUGGAACUCGAACCUCUGAGCCCGCGGAGUCAGCAAAGUAGCAAUCGAAGGAUGCCUCCAGCAUGUUCUCGUUCUCGUCAGCGUCAUCAGGCGCCUCCGUGCCACAAGGCUCUCCACAAAAGCGCCAGCUAAUCAGAUUAAGGAGACUGCUCUCGCCGGCACUACCCGGCUCGAAAAGUUCCGAAAGUUGUGAACAGCAAACUGAAGGCUCGUGACAUGCUAGAAGAAAACGGCCUAUGUUUGGAGAAAUCGAAUCAAACCUAAUGGAAAUUGAAGACUCAUAAGCCGUGUUUGAGAUGAGAACGCUCGGUGAAUUCUCGCGCCAAGAAAUAUACGACUCGCUGCUGGCCUAAUGAGGUAGUCCGUGAUGUGACAAAGCGUUCGAUAGAAAGAAAUGCAAAAGGUGUGGCUCGAAGGGGAUAUGAUUAGCAGCGUAAAGUCGCAACGGGGCGUUGAAGAGGAGUCGGCCCAUGUGCGAUCUGAAGACCCUUGUGGAUGACGACCGUUCUGCCUUUGCAACAUCCGACAGAGGCGCGGGGGCCGCGCAAAAAGCAAUACCAGCUGGACGAGGAUGCGCUGCCACUGAUGCAGAGAUUGACCGA